AUGAAGAAAGCCCAGGAUCUGCAAAAGAAGUAUCCUGAUCAGAAUCAAAGAGAAGUGACAUUCGCGGUAGGAGACCGCUUUGGGAAAGUCGGUAAGCUGGCAGUCAGAUACAUAUGGCCUUACCAGAUCACGGGAAGAGUGGGAGAGGUGGCAUAUCAGUUGGAAUUGCCACCAGACAUGAAACUUCACCCAGUGUUUCAUGUCUCCAUGCAUCAGAAGCAUGUACCAGAUCCGAAUGCGAUAGUGCAAGAACUGAUUCGGGAUCUGCAGCCAGAUUUGACGUAUCCGGAAGGGCCUUUGAGUAUUGGAGAAAGGCGAGUGAGGAAGUUGAAGAACCGAGAGAUACCACAGAUCCAAGUGUUUUGGGGGAGACAAAACUGGGAGGUGAUCACGUGGGACGAUGAGACACGAUUCAAGGAAUAG
Messenger RNA from Eutrema salsugineum, 423 nucleotides. RefSeq lists its product as uncharacterized. The record is from RefSeq and is a predicted model, not a curated record. The transcript has a single exon. Bases 1 to 423 code for a protein of 140 amino acids. NCBI's taxonomy places the organism in Eukaryota, Viridiplantae, Streptophyta, Magnoliopsida, Brassicales, Brassicaceae.